Messenger RNA from Radiomyces spectabilis, 937 nucleotides. RefSeq lists its product as uncharacterized. The record is from RefSeq and is a predicted model, not a curated record. The transcript is spliced from 2 exons. The coding region runs from base 130 to 729 and encodes 199 amino acids. NCBI's taxonomy places the organism in Eukaryota, Fungi, Mucoromycota, Mucoromycetes, Mucorales, Radiomycetaceae. Gene Ontology annotation, molecular function: protein binding.
CAGGCUCCCCCGAAUUAUCGAGAUAACUGAGAAAGUCACGGCUGACCAACGGGGUGCUUGGUCCUUUAUUUCUUGCAUGCUCCUCAUUUUUCUCUGAACCUUGACCUUCCCCUUUUUUGUUUCUGUGCCAUGUCGGCUCAAAUAUGUGCGCCGGUGCAUUUGCCGACGGAAAUCUUGUUGGAAAUACUAAGCUAUCUGCCAUUGUCCGAUCUCUGCGGUCUUCACUCGGUCCUUCCGUCAACGUAUAACCCUUAUAUUGAUCGAUUGAUGCUCACGCACCCUGUCUUCUGUCAGCGGCGACUGUACGCUUGUUUGGUAAACGACCCGAUAGUUGCCAUGACGCUUCCUAGCCAAUACAUGCCGGGACGGCCGUUUUCCAUGAUACCGUCCUUGAUGCCCUGGCUCACGCCUUCCAUAAAACCUACCGACGAUCAAUCUUGUCAUCUAAAACUGUUCCAACCACGAAGUUUCCAUUAUGUGACUCGGCAAAUUCAAUUUGGCGCCAAUGAAGAAUGGCUGAGCUGCUCACGGACACUCAAUCUAGCCAUUAUCUUAGAAUCACGCGGUAUUGUGCUGAAGCGUUCCAUCCACGUUGCCAACCCUUACACGACCCCGCUCUUUUCAAGAAAAGGCUACUUUAACGGUCACUUGCAAUUCGACACGGAUGACCAGCAUCACAUGGUCAACCUCGCUACAUGCACCAUCGAUCUCGACUGGUUUUGUGAAUAGUCCCAGCACCCCCAAUUCAGCCAACCCAAUUUCUUGUUGCACAUUUUCCUUUUCCCAUCUUGUAUAUCCCUCCUCUUUUUGCCUAAUACCCUUUGUGAUGGAUACCGUUCAUUGCCAAUACUGUCGUCAAUUAUUGUCAAAAUAUACCUCGGUAUUUGCAUUUUCCAAUUCUUUAUUAUUUUCCCGCUCCGCUUGACGAUUUAUUUUC